Xenia sp. Carnegie-2017 is the source of this 1411-nucleotide messenger RNA. RefSeq names its product collagen alpha-1(XIII) chain-like. The transcript has 3 exons. NCBI's taxonomy places the organism in Eukaryota, Metazoa, Cnidaria, Anthozoa, Malacalcyonacea, Xeniidae. Bases 173 to 955 code for a protein of 260 amino acids. The record is from RefSeq and is a predicted model, not a curated record. Gene Ontology annotation, molecular function: carbohydrate binding.
AGGCAAGACUAAUUUUCGAUUCCGAAGAAGUAGACAAGCGUAACAAGUGAUUGGAUCACCCGAAGGAGAAAAUUUUCGCGGUUCAUGUCGGUUUUCAAUUAAAGGUUUUUCUUUGGGAUAGAUAUUUUUGCUACAACAUUUCUGAGUCUUGACUCGACGAGAAACAUAGGUUAUGGGCGUGAUCUUGCCAUUUUUAUUGGGUCUCACACUCGUGAAACACUCUACGUCCGUUCCAGUGUCUGCUGUGCCACCGUUGCUGAACAAACUGCUUAGAGAUCAAAAUGUAACGCUCGGUUUCAUCUUGAAAGGUUUACAGGGUCCUCCAGGACGUGACGGUAUCUCGGGAAUGGCGGGACCGCCUGGUCUACAAGGCCCACCCGGUGACCGUGGUGACCCCGGUGAACCAGGUAUGCCUGGUGAGGCUGGUAUGCAAGGACCUCCUGGUAUACCAGGUCCAGCCGGUCAGGAUGGUAUGCCUGGUGCCCCAGGUCUUCAAGGUCCACCUGGUCUAAUGGGAGGAAGUGGCAUGGCUGGUCCUCCAGGUUCUCCUGGUUUUCAAGGACCACCUGGUUUGCCUGGUCCUACGCCAAUCCGAUAUAACGGCACAGUAAAAUGCGAAGAAGACACGGCUUGGCUAAGGUGUAACGAAUACAAGCACAUCAGUAUCAUCUCGGCAUUCUGGGGUCGUCGUAACUUCGGUCUGUGCACGGAACACACUGGAAGUCUGCUCACCGACAAAUAUUGUCCGACCAUGCCAAAAUUCCUUACAAAAGUCAAAGAUGCUUGUGAGGGAACCACUAUGUGUGAAGUUCGUGCCACGAAGUCAUUUUUCGGAGAUACGACGUGUUACGACGUGUACAAAUACUUAGAAGUGUAUUACAAAUGCAUCGAGGUUAUUAAUGGGCACGAAGUCGUAAACGAAGACAAUCUACUCAACGCCAACUUCCUUGGCUAGAGUUGUUUGCUGCAAGUUUUUUCAAAUUAAUAACGAAGACCGUAAGCCUGUUUGUCCACGCAAGAUAUUUCUAGCAUCUAAGUUAUACUUAGUGUAAACAGGCUCUAUAUAGAUGAUUCAUAACGGAUUUUUAAUCUGGACCAAAAAGUUGUUAAUAUUGUACAACAAACUGUUUUUUCUUACAUGUCAGAUCCAACAGUGUAAAACUCGUAGCACUCUUACCUGUAUAAUUCUUAGCUUUUUCUAAAUGCGUUGCUCUAACCGCUACCUGUUUGGUCUAAUUGCACAAAACGCCAAUAGUACACUAUAUCUAUAGCGAAUAAACAACUAUUUACUCUUUGGCGGGGUUUGAGCCAGUACAAUAUGCUACUAUUUUGUAGCACAGCUAAUCAACUGCUAAUUAUUGUACUUCGUGUAAAUAACAUGGUUCUAUAAUUGAACAUAUAGCUUACGACA